AUGGUUCACAUCCAGACUCUUGCGCUCCUCGGAGCUGUUGCUCUCAAUGUCUCCACCGUUCUCGGUGCUGUCCCUUCGGCGUCGUUUCCGAGCAAGCGUGCUGAAGGGCUCCGGCUUGUCAAAGCAUCGGAUGAAGACCCUGGUACGUGGAUGACAGAAGAGGAGAAGUACGAGAAGUUCACCUCCAAGCGUUUGGGAUUUGUCGAUAUCACGGACACUAUGGAACUUGAGUCAAUCCGUAUCGAUAGACUUGCCAACGACUUUCAAGUGCAGGCCGUCACUUAUCCUUCGGCUCCAAGCCAUCAGACAGAAGCCAAAGCUCUGAUUGCAAACGUGCAACAAACCACAUUGACAUCGUGGCUCAACAGCCUGGCAGGCUUCUACAACCGAUACUACAAGGGUUCGUACGCCGCUACCAGCUCAGCAUGGAUGUACAGCACCGUCGUCGAUAUUGCAGCCGCCAACCCAGCCAUCACCGUCAAACAGGUCACUCACUCGUACAACCAGCCUAGCGUCAUUGCUUCCAUUCCUGGCAACUCGACUGAAGUAAUCGUUGUUUCGGCUCAUUAUGACAGUAUUGGCAGCCCAGCCAACGGCCGAGCCCCCGGUGCUGACGACAACGCAUCAGGAAUCAUUGUCAUUCUUGAGGCUCUCCGGAUCUUUGCCAAUGCCAAGUACAAGGGCGGUAACACUCUAGAGUUCCACUUCUAUUCCGGGGAGGAGGGUGGCUGCCUUGGCUCUCGUGAUGUCAUGCAAUCUUACAAGACAGCUGGGAAGCAAGUCCUUGCGGUCAUGAACCAGGACAUGACAGGCUAUUCUCCCAACAACGUCAUCGCCAUCUACACAGACUAUGUUGACACCGCUCUUACUAAUUUCUUGAAGAAGCUCGUCCCUGUGUACAGUGAUUUGCCCUUGGCCACGGACACUUGCGGCUACGCCUGCAGCGACCACGCUUCCGCUAGAGAUGCUGGGUACCCGGCUGCGUAUGUCUGCGACGAGAACAUGGAAGACUCCAGUCCAUACAUCCACUCCUCCCAGGAUACUGUCGCAACAGUAUCCAUUCCGCAUGUGUUCCAGCAUGCAAAGUUCACUGUCGGGUUCCUAGUCGAGGCCUCGUAUUUCUAA
This is a messenger RNA of Truncatella angustata, 1125 nucleotides long. Its product is annotated as peptidase family M28. The record is from RefSeq and is a predicted model, not a curated record. The transcript is spliced from 5 exons. Lineage: Eukaryota; Fungi; Ascomycota; Sordariomycetes; Amphisphaeriales; Sporocadaceae. Gene Ontology annotation, molecular function: metalloexopeptidase activity. Bases 1 to 1125 code for a protein of 374 amino acids. Gene Ontology annotation, biological process: proteolysis.